GGAGAGGGGGGAGCCGGGGCCGGGGACGGCCCGCGCGCGGGGAUGGAGGCGAGGGGCUUGUGCCUGCCCCGCGGGCCCGAGAACCUCUGCUUCGACAAGGACGAGUUCAUGAAGCCAGACUUUGAUGUCGAUCACUUUGUGUCCGACUGCAGAAAGCGUGUCCAGUUGGAAGAGCUCAGAGAUGAUCUGGAGCUCUAUUACAAACUCCUUAAAACUUCCAUGGUAGAACUCAUAAACAAGGACUAUGCAGAUUUUGUUAAUCUUUCAACAAAUCUGGUUGGCAUGGAUAAGGCCCUCAAUCAGCUUUCAGUGCCAUUGGGACAGUUACGAGAAGAGGUCAUGAGCCUUAAGUCGUGCGUGAGUGAAGGAAUUCGGGCAGUAGAUGAACGUAUGUCUAAACAAGAGGAUAUCAGAAGAAAAAAGAUGUGUGUCUUGAGACUUAUUCAAGUUAUUCAAUCAGUUGAAAAAAUUGAGAAAAUUCUACACUCCCAAGGCUCUAAAGAAUUGUCCUUAUUAGAAGCAAACAGCCCACUUUUGACUGGACAGAUUUUAGAGAGAAUUGCCACAGAAUUUAACCAAUUACAAUUUCAUGCAGUACAAAGCAAAGGAAUGCCUCUUUUGGACAAAGUGAGACCACGUAUAGCUGGAAUAACAGCUAUGUUGCAGCAGUCUCUGGAAGGGCUGCUCUUGGAAGGCCUUCAAACUUCCAAUGUUGACAUAGUACGUCAUUGCUUACGGACCUAUGCAACAAUUGACAAAACACGAGAUGCAGAGGCAUUAGUUGGCCAGGUUCUUGUAAAACCAUACGUAAAUGAGGGUCAGGAAGUAUCUGAUCUCUCUAAUCUUAUCUUAGAUAUCUCUCUCUUAAGCUGUGCAAUGUUAAAUAUAGGAUUUGACUGCAGAAAUAAUAUCAGAAAUGUCUUUGUUACAAUACAUCUUGUUCUGGAAUAUGGUAUGGAGUGGGGAUGGGAAGGGUUGCACAAGUUUGCUUAUGUUUGGGGCUUGGCAGUGUAUCUUAGUUUCAACUUCAACAUUUGUAAUUCAACAGGAGCCUUGGAAGACUCUCAGGCUUCUUUAUCAGCCUCCAUGCCUACCUUGAAUAAUAAGAUUAUUCAGGAUUUGAGUGAGUCCUGCUUCAGUUAUCUAAAAAGUGCACUAGAAGUACCAAGACACUAUAGAAGAACCAAUAAGGAGGUGCCAACUAAAGCAUCACCUUACGUUGACAGUGCUCUUAAACCUUUCUACCGACUGCAGGAUGAGUACAAGGCUAUGUUGAAGCAACCCAGGAUUCAUCAAUGGUUGGAAAGCGCCUUAUCUGAAAGCACACAAAAGUAUUAUGAAACUGUAUCAGAUGUUUUGAGCUCUGUAAAGAAAAUGGAAGAGAGCCUGAAAAGACUCAAACAGGCCAGAAAAACUGUAAUUCCAAACCAGGUUAAUUCAAACGGGGGCAUGAGCGAUGAUAACAAAAUCAGACUGCAGUUGGCCCUGGAUGUUGAGUACUUUGGAGGCCAGAUGCAAAAGAUGGGAUUACAGACAAGCAACAUAAAAAGCUUUUCAGCUCUUCUAGAGCUUGUUCUAGCUGCCAAGGAUCAGACUACGGUGGAACAACCUUAAAUAUAUUUGACAACGUGAUGAGAAUGAACCAGGACUCCAAAAACGGGAGGGAAUUAUUUCCCUCUUCUUUCUUUUACCAAACACUAUGUAGCAAUGAAGUGCUUCCUAAUGCAUCUCCAGCAGCAAGUCAAUGCAUCUUCUGUCAAGAUACCCAAAGACUUGUUUCAACAAAAAAUUACAAGAGAGCAUUCAAUGUAGUUUUCCAUUGUAUGGAAGACAGUUAAAAACAUUCGAAACUUUCUACUUGAGAUUAAAAGCAAAGCAAAUGUUUUUAUUUUUAUUGUAAAUCUUAGUGUGGAAGAACUGACUUAAUGAUUAAAAUAAAUAUAUAAUAAAUUGUC
This is a messenger RNA of Gopherus flavomarginatus (Mexican gopher tortoise), 1955 nucleotides long. RefSeq names its product component of oligomeric golgi complex 2 (gene COG2). Gene Ontology annotation, biological process: protein transport; intra-Golgi vesicle-mediated transport; Golgi organization. NCBI's taxonomy places the organism in Eukaryota, Metazoa, Chordata, Testudines, Testudinidae. The transcript has 12 exons. The record is from RefSeq and is a predicted model, not a curated record. The coding region runs from base 43 to 1614 and encodes 523 amino acids. Gene Ontology annotation, cellular component: COG complex; membrane.